Molecule: messenger RNA, 1083 nt
Organism: Colletotrichum navitas
Lineage: Eukaryota; Fungi; Ascomycota; Sordariomycetes; Glomerellales; Glomerellaceae
Product: TfdA family taurine catabolism dioxygenase TauD
Exons: 4
Coding region: 1-1083 (360 amino acids)
Cellular component (GO): cytoplasm
Molecular function (GO): 2-oxoglutarate-dependent dioxygenase activity
Source: RefSeq, a predicted model, not a curated record
AUGAGAGGAUCAUCCUGUAUCCGCACCAAAGUUUCUUCUUAUCCCCAACCACUAAAUACAUCCUCAAUUCUUGACCAAUACGAGUCAUUCGAUGUCACACCAAUCAUUGGGCGUGAAUUUCCCAAAGCAAAUCUAGUUGAGUGGCUUAAUGCCGCCAAUGCCGACGAAUUGAUAAGAGAUCUUGCCAUUGCCAUCUCUCAACGGGGCGUUGUCUUCUUCCGAGCGCAGGACAACAUCACAAAUGAGUUGCAAAAGCAAUUGAUUCUCCGACUCGGAGAGCUAAGCGGUCGGCCUGCCGAGUCGGGACUCCACAUUCACCCGGUCCUCAACUCGGACCGCGAGUUAGGCGGAUCUGACCCGGAGAUCAGCACCAUCAGCUCCUUGCAGAAUAAGAAGUACUUCCGCAAGUUUCUGGAGCGCGAGGGGGUUAGCUCCAAGAAGCAGACUACUGCACAGUGGCAUAGCGAUAUCGCGUUUGAGCCUGUGCCGGCCGACUACUCAUCGCUGCGCCUCGUUCAACUGCCGAAGACGGGUGGUGGAGACACCCUCUGGGCGUCUGGUUACGAAAUCUACGACCGCCUUAGCACGCCUUACCAGAAAUUCCUGGAAAGCCUUACCGCCACCUUUGAACAACCUGGUUUUGCCGCCGCCGCCGAGCAGUCCGGGUUCACUUUAUAUGACAAGCCCCGCGGCAACCCGAAGAACAUCGGUAGUAUCCUCAAGGCUGUACACCCCGUUGUACGGACCAAUCCGGUCACCGGAUGGAAGAGCGUCUACCCAGUCGGCGGCCACGUGAAGCACGUCAACGACGUCACUCCAGAGGAAAGCAAACACCUUCUUGACUGGUUAUUGGAUCUUUUGCAGAAGAAUCACGAGAUUCAGGUCCGUUUCAGGUGGCAAAAUGCCAACGACAUUGCCGUCUGGGACAACCGCAGCACCUUGCAUACUGCGACCUUUGACUACGAUGACCAAGCCGAGAGGUUUGGCAACCGAGCAGUGGGUACCGGCGAGGCACCUUACCUGGACCCCAACAGCAAGGGGCGUCGUGAAUCUCUGGGUAUUUCUCAAGCCACAAACGAAUAA